AAAUAACCACGAAGUAGCAAUCAAAACAAAUGAUUGGCAAAAAGACAAAAAAUAGUAAACAGACGAAACAUUUUUUGAGAGCGGUAGCAGCGUUAUUUCUUCAAAUAAGAAAAAAUUAUUGUUUUAUAUUAUUCUAAGAAUAUUAAUUAGUUAUAUUUUAAUUCCUUCCUGCGAUUAUAGAAACAUAUUUUUCAGUAUGUCUUUCAUAUUCUGGGAAAAAACAAAAAAUACAAAUUUGGAAAACUAUACUCUUAUUUUGCCUGCCAUUGCUGUUGGAAAUGUUGGGCAGUUAGCAAUAGAUUUAUUACUUAGAAAUCUAAAUGUAGACAAUCUUGCUUAUCUCCAUCAUCCAUGUUUCUUACCUUUUGCUGGAGCAGAUGCUUUUGAUCCCCAAAGCGAUAAGUUAUCAACAAGUUGUCAAAUGUAUGAAUGUAAAGAAAAAAGACUUGUUAUCAUUCAGCAUAGAGCUCCAUUAGUCAAUAGUAGAGUGAAAGAAUAUCUGGACUUUCUUACAAAAUUCAUAAAGGAUCACAAAAUCAAAAGAACUAUUAUGUUGUCAAGCAGCUUUUCUCAGUAUUUUGCUUUUGAACAACUAGAAAAUGUGCCGUUGCAUUAUUUAUGUUCAAGCAAUGUAGAAAAUGAAUCUAGAUUUGGAAAAUUGUCUUGGAAGAAAUUUAACUUGGCGCUACCUCAUGUACCAGCUAUACCAGGAAGUGGAAUUUCAAAACUGUUCUUAGAUAUGUGUGAAGAACAAAAUAUUCCUGUUGUGGUGCUCAUCAUGGUAUGUUCUGAGGGGGGCAACUACAGUGAAGCUUAUCAAAUGGUUUCCAAUCUGAAUAAAUGGCUGCAAAUCAAAGAAGGGGAUUCUGAAAAAAUAAGGUGGGUGCAGCCGUUUUCUUGGAGUUACCCUUACGCUAAUGAUGCGCCUGCAGUUAUGUAUUGAAAAAAAAAUGUAUUUUUGUAUUUAUAUUUAUUAAAAAUAAAAUUUAAAAUUUUA
Molecule: messenger RNA, 997 nt
Organism: Parasteatoda tepidariorum (common house spider)
Lineage: Eukaryota; Metazoa; Arthropoda; Arachnida; Araneae; Theridiidae
Product: proteasome assembly chaperone 2
Biological process (GO): proteasome assembly
Cellular component (GO): nucleus; cytosol
Source: RefSeq, a predicted model, not a curated record